Messenger RNA from Penicillium oxalicum, 1317 nucleotides. Its product is annotated as TFIIH/NER complex subunit SSL1. The coding region runs from base 1 to 1317 and encodes 438 amino acids. Gene Ontology annotation, molecular function: zinc ion binding. Lineage: Eukaryota; Fungi; Ascomycota; Eurotiomycetes; Eurotiales; Aspergillaceae. Gene Ontology annotation, cellular component: transcription factor TFIIH holo complex; transcription factor TFIIH core complex. Gene Ontology annotation, biological process: nucleotide-excision repair; DNA-templated transcription; regulation of transcription by RNA polymerase II. The transcript is spliced from 3 exons. The record is from RefSeq and is a predicted model, not a curated record.
AUGGCUGAUUCGGAUGAGGAAUACGUGGGAGGGGUGACGGACGACGAAGAUGACUUGCAAGUGACCAGGACAGACCCUUCUCAGCCGAGGAAGCGAAAGCAGCGCGGAGCGGCGGAAUGGGAGCUCUCUCGUACUUGGGAAACGCUAGUCGAGGGAGCCGAUGGAACGAUCAGCUCCACGGUAGAAGGGCUGCUGGAAGCUAGUAAACGCAAGAGGCUGCUCAAAGACACCACCCCCCUCCAACGAGGGAUCAUACGACAUUUGAUCUUGAUCCUAGAUCUCUCACAGUCCAUGGCCGAAAAGGAUCUUCGACCGACACGAUAUCUUUUGGCCCUGCGAUAUGCUCAGGAGUUUGUCCGAGAAUUCUUUGAGCAGAAUCCCAUCUCUCAGCUUGGGGUGCUGGGCCUGCGAGAUGGUCUGGCGGUCCGAGUGAGCAACAUUAGCGGCAAUCCUACCGAGCAUUUGACGGCGAUUCAAGAAUUGAAGACCCAGGAUCCCAAAGGAUUGCCGAGUCUACAGAACGGUCUCGAAAUGGCCCGAGGAGCUUUGUUUCACACCCCCAGCCACGGGACACGUGAAGUUCUCGUUCUCUUUGGCUCCCUUCUGAGCUCCGACCCGGGUGACAUCCAUCAGACCAUCAACACGCUCAUCACCGACAAAGUCCGAGUCCGCAUUGUGGGUCUCGCGGCGCAAGUCGCUAUCUGUAAAGAACUAUGCAGCCGGACAAACCCCGGCGAUGAGACAGCAUACGGAGUUGUGCUCAACGAGCAACAUUUCCGCGAGCUCCUGAUGGACGUGACAACACCUUUGGCGAGCCAAAAACAAUCGGCGAGCUCACUCUUGAUGAUGGGAUUUCCGUCGCGCACCGUCGAGCCUACACCUUCAUUAUGCGCGUGUCACUCCCGCCCGUCCCGGGGCGGGUACCUAUGCUCGCGCUGCGGGAGCAAAGUGUGCAAUCUACCAGCCGAGUGCCCAUCAUGUGGGUUGACACUGAUCCUCUCAACGCAUUUGGCGCGAUCGUACCACCAUUUGUUCCCCUUGAUGAACUGGGUAGAGGUUCCGUGGCGUCGAGCAACGAGCAGUGCCUGCUUUGCCUGUGGCCUGCCUUUUCCUCCCGUUCCACCGGAGGAUCAGUGGUCGACCACCGAGAGCCAUGUCAAGGGAAUGAGUGUGAGCAGUCGAUAUCAGUGCGAGGCCUGUCAGAAUCACUUCUGUAUCGACUGCGACCUUUUUGCUCACGAAGUAGUUCACAAUUGUCCCGGUUGUCAAAGCCGCAGCACUCAAGUGGCGCCCGAGGGGAUGGAUACUGCUGCUUAA